Lentinula edodes (shiitake mushroom) is the source of this 3054-nucleotide messenger RNA. RefSeq names its product ankyrin repeat-containing domain protein. Gene Ontology annotation, molecular function: protein binding. Gene Ontology annotation, cellular component: cytoplasm. Lineage: Eukaryota; Fungi; Basidiomycota; Agaricomycetes; Agaricales; Omphalotaceae. The record is from RefSeq and is a predicted model, not a curated record. Bases 115 to 2598 code for a protein of 827 amino acids. The transcript has 7 exons.
UUUCUGAUUUUGAACUCCAUCGUGCCCCCUCUGUCUGUCUUCUUAUAGAACUUCUCUUAGAAGAUCAGCUUACUCUAUUUAGUAUUUACUCUGUAGUCACGGUAGGACACGACUAUGGGCUCGCGAAAUAGUACGUCUAGCUCAAACACUGUCACCGAUCACUCAGAUUACCAGAAUCGAGAGAUUGGUGAAUGGCUGUCUCCGUUCGAUUUCAUGGAGACACAAAGAGUCAUUUUACACAGUCGAGCACCGAACACUGGUUUGAAGCCAUUGCUAUCAGAAGCAUACGUACGAUGGCGAAAUGGAGAUGAUAGAACGCUUUUGAUGUCUGGAUUGCCUGGUGCAGGAAAGUCUAUGACAGCCGCUAGCGUCGUUCAAGAUCUAAAUGAAUAUUAUGAAGGCUGCAAAGUCGCGGUGGUCUGUGUUUUCUGUGACUUUGGACAAAUGCAAAUGCAAACCACAGACGCAUUGAUUGCGUCCAUGCUUCGUCAGCUUAUACAAGCCCAUGAUACCGUGCACUCAACUGUCGCUUCAAUGUACAUUCAUCACACUUCUCGAUCAACUUUUCCAAGAUCCGACGAAAUUGUCGCCUCAUUUUCUACUAGCGUUCAACAAUUCGAGUCUGUAUUUGUUGUUGUAGAUGCUUUGGACGAAUGUCCAGACGACCAAACCAGAUCUCAAAUCAUAUCUACGCUCAACUCCUUCCCUGUCAGCCUACUAUUCACUUCCCGACCCCAUCCCUCAAUCGAUCAGUUACUCGGAGGAUGCACACGUCAGGAUAUCAUAGCUGACAAGCAUGACCUGUGGAUAUACUGCGAAGAACGGUUCACUCUCAGUCGUGUUGGCCAGCUAUGUUCUCCUGAUUCUAAACAAGAAAUAUUGAAUCAAGUGGUCCAAAAAGUAGGGGGAAUGUUUGUGGUUGCGCGGCUUCUUAUGGACGCGCUAUUGGAGGCCCCCAACGUCAAAGAGGCACUUGGUAUAAUUCUGACCAUGCCGACCGGUCUCCAAGGAACAUACGGGAAAACCGUGCAACACAUGUGUGAAGGGACUAAUCCAGAAAUCAAGGACCUGGCCCUUUACUCGUUACUUUGGAUCACAUUUUCCCGUCGUGUACUUGUAUUUUCAGAACUUCAAGAAGCUGUCGCUACGUUGUUAAAGCCAGACAAUCCUGGCCAGUGCAUAACCAGUGAUAUCCUUACCAAGCAGUCUCUUCUUGAUGCCUGUGCUGGUUUGAUCACCAUUGAAGACAGGACAGACAAAGUUCGAUUGAUUCUCCAUGAAUAUCUCGUGAAAGAACAAGUCAAUCUAUGGACCAAUGUACAGCGCACUAUGGCUGUUACUUGUGUGUCCUACCUACGUUACAUCCUUCCCCGCUUGCAAUACAACUCUGAAGUCUAUGUAGAAGAGGAAAUCCGCAAUGCUAACAUUCAAUAUCCAUUUUUUGGGUACGCUCUGUUUGAAUGGGGUCAUCAUGUACACAGUUGUGGAGAGCUUAAGCUCGUGAAUGAAGUGCUCGCAUUGCUUGCGAGCGACACCCAUUGCACGCUCAGUCGAAUGCUCACUUUUGACGCAAUGAACAGCCCAAAAUGCACACCAUGGUCAGCGUUGCAUUUUAGCGCUCACUUUGACCUCGCAUCUACGUGUUCAGAAAUUAUCUAUCAACACCAGAAGCGUCACAAAAAGUUCCUCCGUUCCUUGUUCUUGUUCAAGCUUCGUAGCCGUGGAUCAGGUUCAAACAAAGAUUAUUACCUCGAUAUACAAGAUGACUAUGAGAGGACUCCUCUCAUGAUCGCGGCAUCCCGAGGAAACUUUGACAUGGUUCGGAUGUUGUUAGGUCACAACGUCGAUGUUGACGCAAGGGACCUUCAUGCUCGGACACCCCUUUCAUACGCCAUGGGGAGUAGGUCGAAAGAGGUCGUUGAGCUUCUUCUCAAACAGGGCGUUCAAGAUGUCAAUGCGAAAGACAUAUUUGGCCGCACGCUUCUGUUCGACGCUGUUGACAGCGGCUCUACGGACCUAGUUUUGUUGUUGCUUCAUUACCAUGAUAAUGUCCGACUCAAUGCAGAGGAUCAUUCAAGGCGAUCAGCUUUAUCACACGUAGCACAAUAUGGUUACAGCGAUGUGGUCAAAACACUACUUCAAGACGAAGGUAUCAACGUAAAUCAGAGAGAUGGGAAGGGUAUGGUUCCACUUCUGUAUGCAUCCAUGGAGGGACACGCACUAGUGACUAGGAUUUUGUGCGACAGGAAAGAUAUCUCUAUAAAUGCUUCAAAUGAUGAUGGCCGAUGCUCUCUUUCUUUGGCGGCACAACGGGGUUAUGAGAGUGUUGUGAAAUACCUCUUAGCCUCCCCGGAAAUAGACGUAAACCUCGCAGAUUUGAAACUUCGAACUGCUCUGUCUUUCGGUGCCCAACACGGAAGAACUGAAAUAGUUCGUGCUUUACUUUCUCGAAAGGAGGUCGCAGUCAACAGGAGGGAUAUUUUGGGCCGUAGUCCACUAUCAUACGCAGCUGACCAAACAACAAAAGAGAGGAAAUCGCGGAAUUGUCAACAUUCUACUUUCUUGUCCAACACUUUCCCUGAGAACUACAGCUGGUAGUCGCAGUAUCCUUUCAUAUGCAGCUGAAUACGGGUGGACGGAUAUGAUUGAAAAUAUGAUGGAACAUCCUGAAAUUGAUCUCAACGAGAAGGAUGAUCAAGGGAUGGAUGUGCUGGCAUACGCGACAAUGAAAGGCCACCUAGAAAUUGUCCACCUACUUCUGGCCCGAUACGAGACUGAUAUCACUAGCUCAGAUGUCCAUCAUAAGACCCCCUUGCAUCAUGCCGCAUCAUUCGGAAGCGAGCCGAUUGUAAAGCUCCUCAUAUCCAAACUAAGCUCAGCCUACAUAAACCAGCUGGAUGAUUUGGGUAGAUCACCUCUUUCCCUUGCAUCACUCAACGGCCACCUUGACGUAGUGAAAACGCUUCUUCCUUUGAAGGACCUGCAUAUAAAUUCCACAGAUAAGUCCGGGCUCACACCUCUCUUCCACGCUGCAAGCUCUGGGCAUCUCGAAAU